CUUUUCAUUCAUAGAAAGCAUGGUAGUAGUUGAAUGUCAUAAUGUACUAUAAUGAUGUAGUCAACAAAAUUCGAUUAUCUUUACAAGCUAUAUUUGAAGCAAAAUCUACACAAAGACUUUUUUGGUGAAAUAAUAUCAUAAAUGAACGUUAUGUUCAAGUGUAUUCAUAGAUACAUUGUAGUGAAGUGCCCAUGUAGGCCUAGAUCCGAGUUGGGUAUUCAGAAGUGGAGCAGACAGUUUUCUGUCAGCAAUGCGGGUAAAAAUGCCAGAACAAGUGGGCGAAGUAAUUUUAGAUUAUCAAGAAAUAGAGGAAUAGAUGACAACCAGUCUCCAAGAUUAUCACCACAUCAAGUAACUACUAUACUAAGAGUCAAUGAAACUUCUGAGGUUGUUGAAUCGGGACCAAUCCGUGCAUUUGAAACCAACCAACUGCCUUCAAACCACCCAAUUGAGGAUAGGAGAUGUGAAGCCAAACUCCCUAUUGAUGGAGAUAAAUAUUUAUUUGCUGUUCAUGAUGGACAUGCUGGAUGUGCAUGUGCUCAAUCACUGAAUGAAAGAUUGUUCAAUUAUUUAGCUGUGGCAUUAUCACCACCAGAGAUAGUUGAAAAGGUAAAAAAUGGGGAAAUAGAUCUGACUACCGAGCUUUUACAUUGGUACAAUGGAGGUAUAAAGUAUAAACAUGAACAACUCAAAGAACUCUAUGAUAAAAGCUUGAAAAAAUUUGCUAGAGAAACAUUAACUGUUUUUAGUGAUGACACUUUUAGACGUGAAGCUCUGGCCAAUGCUUUUAUGAGAUUAGAUGAGGACAUCUCUACUGAAGCUUUACCAAAUGCAUCAAAUCCAGUUUUAAGUUCUGAAACACUUACAGUUGCUUUUGCUGGCUCAGUUUCGUGUGUUGCCUAUGUUGAUGGUAUUGAUUUGUUUAUUGCUAAUACAGGUGAUUGUCGUGCUGUCUUGGGCGUGCAUAAAAUGGAUGACCAUUGGGAAGCCAUUCCGUUAUCAACUCCACAUGAUGGUAACAACGAAGAAGAAGUAAAUAGAAUUCUUAAUAGGCAUCCAAAUGAAUCAAACAAUAUUUUUAAAAAUGGAAGACUGUUUGGUGAUCUUGCACCAUUAAGAGCAUUUGGAGACGUCAGAUAUAAGUGGGACGCUAAAGAUUUGAAACAUAUAGUGAAUACCAGCAAGUAUCCACAUUCCUUCAUCAGUAUUUAUGGUGAUAGAUUAGUCCCAAAUAAUUAUAAUACUCCUCCAUAUUUAACAGCUGAACCUGAAAUUACUCAUCACAAGCUAACACCCAAGGACAAAUUCCUGGUUUUAGCAUCAGAUGGAUUGUGGGAUAUGGUUUCUCCCGAGAAAGUUGUCCAGUUAGUAGCAGGUCAUAUGGAUGGCCGUCAAGUAUUAGUUCAUUUUACAUUGCCUCGAGAAAAUAUGACAUUAGGAGAAAUAAAUAAGAUUCUGACACAACGUAAAAAAGGACUUGCUAAUAAAAAUGUGGACGAGAAUGUGGCAACUCAUUUGAUUAGAAAUGCCAUCGGCCAAGACCAUGGUCAGUUAUCAGCACAAUUAACCUUGCCAAAUAGUAUCUCAAGAUUUUAUCGUGAUGACAUUACAGUCACUGUUAUUUAUUUUAAUUCUGAAUAUAUCAUGGACUAUUCUACCAGCAAUCAUUGAUUUGUUAUUUUCAGUUAAGCUUAAGAAAAACUAUAAAUGCUGUGCACAAAGAAAUUGUUAUAAUAACUACUUGUCUCCUGUAGGUGUUGUAAAUUGAUGUUAUAAAUUAAAGUGCUAUAUUGUUGUUUGCAUUUGAAGGUUUAGAUAAUAUGUAAAUAUUGUUUUAAUUGGCUGUUAUUCAUUUUAAUAGUUUUAUUAUUAUUAAAUAGUAAUAUUGUUGUUAUU
Molecule: messenger RNA, 1896 nt
Organism: Lottia gigantea (owl limpet)
Lineage: Eukaryota; Metazoa; Mollusca; Gastropoda; Lottiidae
Exons: 1
Coding region: 142-1671 (509 amino acids)
Biological process (GO): protein dephosphorylation
Molecular function (GO): protein serine/threonine phosphatase activity
Source: RefSeq, a predicted model, not a curated record